AGGCUCUUAUUAACUAGUAGAGUUGGUGAGCGGCUUUUAGAGAGUUGGAGUCAAAAUUGGGCUGCUAAAUUUAUGGACACAGACCGAUAGGCGAUACUAGUCCAAGUCUCGAGACGAGUGACACCGACAGCUUCAGGCCAAACAGCAACAAGUGUCCUAGUGCUGCCUAGUAUAUACACAAAUAGAUUAUUUUUAAGAAGUUAUGUCAGCUUCCCGUAUGGUGUUCCUUUUCUACUCUUGCAUUUGAUGUUGAAAAACGUUUAAACUGGAUACAAGGAGGGAGAUUCGUUAUUCGGAAAUAAUGGAAAACGACAUGGAUCCUAGUGAACGCCUUGAUUACUUAGAAAAGAGACUUGACGACCAAAAUAAUGAAAUCGUUUGUCUGCGUUCCACUUUAGCCGAUGCCUUGCGCCGCCUUAGUGCUAUAGAAUCCCAAAGGGGUAUUAGUCCUGUUAAAGAGUCUGCUCGAUCAGUUCAAAGCGCAAGUUUGUUGGCCGACUGCAAUAACUCGCCCAGUUCAUCUCAGCCAUCACGCGACGUGUCUCGACGCCUUGUGUCAUCUGCUAGUACACCUAACGUUCAAAACCGGAAUUCCGGCAUGAAUCAGUCAAACGGUUCUUUAGUGUCAGAAUCCCCGAGCUCCAAUAGCGGAUCACCUGCUCCAUCACCGUCGCCGACGUCCCGACAACAGCACGUUCAAUUUAAUAGUUUGAUUUCCGAAGUUGGCAAUGGUCGAAAUAAAACGUCCAGUUUCUCAAUGAAGCCAUCAUUCAUGUCGACCCCAAAUAGCCUGCGAACCGCUAAACGUUGGAGUUCAACCAGCGAUUUCAUCCCUUCAAACGCUUUAGUAUCAAGCAGAAGACCAGAUUCAAAUUCGCUGCUUAACCUGAACGUGAAAAAUCCGGUUGGAAACAUGCAAAAAUACGGAGCUCGUGAUGCAUUUUAUAGUAGCGAUGAAGGAAUCGUCAAGUUCGUCUUCAAAGGUCGAAACUUGAAUUUUUACAUCCCGACUUCGUUACGGGAAAAAUAUUCAGUGACGUUCAGUUUAUCUGUUCCGGAAAAAAAGCUAAAAAUGGAAUGGGUUUAUGGAUAUCGAGGCAAGGAUUGUCGCUCAAAUUUGUAUCUCAUUCCAACCGGUGAAAUAGUUUAUUUCAUUGCCGCCGUUGUUGUACUUUUCAACGUCGACGAGCAUGGACAGCGGUUUUAUCUUGGACACACCGGUGAAAUUAAAUGCUUGACUGUUCAUCCCAACAAACUUUUAAUUGCAUCUGGUCAGUCCGGUGGUAGAGAAUACCAUGAAGGCUUCCCUCACGUUCGCAUUUGGAAUUCUGUCAGCCUUCAAACUCUUUUCGUCCUUGGUCAAGGAGACUUUGGAAAGUCUGUUUCUUCUGUCGCCUUCUCAAAAGCGGACGGCGGAAACCUUUUGAUGGUUAUUGACGAUUCUACCGAUCACAUUCUUUCCUUGUGGGAGUGGCAAAAGGGCGAAAGAGGAGUAAAAAUAGCGGAAACAAGGUGUUCAUCCGAUUUGGUGGUCGCUGUUGAAUGGAAUCCUAUUCCUAGAGAACGUUUUGCGUUUGUUACCAGUGGAAAAGGACACAUAUGUUUUUGGUCUCUUGAAAACGGGUUGUUAUCUCGUAAACUUGGAAUUUUUGAAUCUCGCGACAAGCCAAAAUACGUCACUUGCCUGGCCUUCGCCGAUAACGGAGACUGUAUUUCUGGUGACUCCAAUGGUUGUCUUAUCAUUUGGUUAAAGGGUUCAAAUAUUGUUCAAAAAACGCUUCGCAACGCUCACGAGGGGCCAAUUUUCUGUUUGCUUACACUGAAAGACGGACGAAUAGUCUCGGGAGGCGGCAAAGACGGGCAGCUCGUCCUUUGGGAUUUCCCUUCGUAUCGUAGAACUGGAUACAUAACCGAGAUUCCUGAGAAAUACGGAAAUGUGCGCAUUGCAGUUCAAGGAAAAGGAACUCAGAUUUUAGUCGGGACUACGCGCAAUGCGAUACUGAGAGGCAGCUUCGACUUACCUUUUAAACCUUUGAUGAUUGGUCACACUGAAGAAUCAACGGGCUUAUGCGUUCAUCCCAGUCAAUCGCAAUUUGUGUCUUAUGGCUACGACGGGCGCAUCCAACUCUGGGACACGAUGAGUCGGACACUCAUCUGGGAAAAGGACAUUGAAAAUGCAGUCACGUCGGCGUGUUUCUCUCCGGAAGGAUCGGUGCUGGUUUUAGCUACCACAAGUGGGAAAUGGUUUGUCAUGGAUUCGGAGACUCGGGACAUGUACGCCCAACACACUGAUGGCAAUGAACCUAUUCAAGUGGUCAAGUUCUCUCCAAACGGUAAAAGCCUGGCUAUUGGCUCCAAAGAUGCAUCAGUCUACAUAUACCAAGUCCUGGACAGAUACCGCAAAUAUUGUAGAACGGGGAGAUGUGUGGGUCACUCGAGCUUUAUCAGUCAAAUGGAUUGGUCCUGUGAUAACGUGCACCUUCAGACGAAUUCUGGAGAUAACGAAUUGUUCUAUUGGAAUACUGGAGUGUGUCGUCAAAUAACCCUCGUUCCUAGUAUACGAGACGUGGAAUGGAAUUCCGUUACCUGCCCAGUUAGCCCCACUUCUCUAGGAAUAUUGUCGGAAGGAAUUGACGGCGCUGACGUUUAUUCGUGCUGUGCAUCUAACUCCAGGCAACUUAUGUGUGCAGGAGACAAUAAAGGACGUCUUAAGCUAUACAGAUAUCCUUCCCAACCCAAAUCGCCUUGCCAUUCUUACCAGGGGCAUAGUAACAUCUCGAACGUUUGUUUUCUAUCUGACGAUACAAGAGUAUUGUCGGCCGGUGGUCGCGAUUCGUCAGUAAUCCAGUGGACAGUAGAAAAUUGACAAAUACCAUCCCUUUUCAUGCG
Messenger RNA from Daphnia pulex (common water flea), 2889 nucleotides. Its product is annotated as echinoderm microtubule-associated protein-like 2. The record is from RefSeq and is a predicted model, not a curated record. Lineage: Eukaryota; Metazoa; Arthropoda; Branchiopoda; Diplostraca; Daphniidae. Gene Ontology annotation, molecular function: microtubule binding. Gene Ontology annotation, biological process: microtubule cytoskeleton organization. Bases 302 to 2866 code for a protein of 854 amino acids. The transcript is spliced from 22 exons. Gene Ontology annotation, cellular component: mitotic spindle.